CCCAAACUAGUGAAGCGUGUUUGAAUAUAAAAGCUAGAAACAAUACAAUGUCAUCGGCAGAUAGUAACUCUCUGAAUGCAAGUUACGGCCAUACAGAGGUUAAAAUGGAUAAAUCGGUUUUUACCUGGACUAUAGGAAAUUUUAGUAUUUGGUGUUACGACAUGGCUGAAAUAAGAGAACCCUUAGUAUCUCCAACAUUUUCGUCUGGGACUAACGAUAAAUUAAAAUGGUACCUCGUGCUAGACGUCGUAGAUGAAAAACAAUUAUCAUUAUAUUUACAUUGUAAAACUCCCUCAGUUAAAGUCGCAUUUAACUUCAGCAUUUUAAAUCUAAAAAAGGAACAAGAAAAUGUUAGCAGAUCGACGGAAGUGCGUCAUUUUGGCGAAAAGUCUGCGGGUUGGGGUUAUAGAUGCUUUAUAAAUUUGAAUACUUUACUAAACGAAGCCAAGGAUUUGCUGCCUGGUGGUAAACUAACUAUUGUUUGUGAGAUUAGCGAGGUACACAUCGUUAAUAUCACGAAUCCAAUCGACCAACCGGAAAUAAUACAGUCUACGGUUACCGACGAUAAAUUAAGUGAAGAUUUCGACGAUUUAUUUACUAAUCAUGAGUUUAGCGAUGUUACAUUCGCGGUCAGUGAACACGAAAUCAAGGCACACAAAACUAUUUUAGCUGCUCGCAGUAAGGUGUUUGCAGCCAUGUUCGAACAUAAAAUGGUGGAAAACAAGCUUAGUCGAGUCGUCAUUACCGAUAUCGAUCAUGAAGUUCUAAACGAAAUGUUAAGAUUCAUGUAUAUCGGGAAAGCGCCUAAUUUAUAUGAAAUGACCCAUGGAUUGCUGGUAGCUGCUGAUAAGUACGCUUUAGAAGAUCUUAAAGGAAUGUGUGAAAACGCUCUGAAUGUUACCCUUUCGGUAGAAACAGCUGUCGAAACCCUCGUAUCAGCUCACCUCUAUACUACAGGUCAACUGAAAGCGCAAAGCAUCGCUUUCAUUAAAACUCACGUGACCGACGUCAUGCAAACGCAAGCUUGGCAAGACGCGAUCAGAGCACAUCCAGAUCUAAUUUUGGAGGUAUCGCGUGCUUUCGGAAAACAAAUAAAUCCCUAA
Glossina fuscipes is the source of this 1103-nucleotide messenger RNA. RefSeq names its product protein roadkill-like. The record is from RefSeq and is a predicted model, not a curated record. Lineage: Eukaryota; Metazoa; Arthropoda; Insecta; Diptera; Glossinidae. Bases 48 to 1103 code for a protein of 351 amino acids. Gene Ontology annotation, biological process: regulation of proteolysis; proteasome-mediated ubiquitin-dependent protein catabolic process. Gene Ontology annotation, molecular function: ubiquitin protein ligase binding. Gene Ontology annotation, cellular component: nucleus; cytoplasm. The transcript has 7 exons.